AUGAGUGAAGCACAGGAAAAAACUACCGGUAAUUUAUUUGUGCCGAAAGCAAGAUCCCAAAAAGUCACUGCAGAACCGAGAGAACAUGUUUCGAAUGUAAUUGAGAUUGUUCAUACACUCGUUCUGAAUGUUCGGAUGAAACAUUCGUAUUGUGAGUUGGACAAGUUCGUCGAUGAAAUGAUGGCACCAAACGAACAUCUUCCGAAGAAGUCUUCCGGAAGCCAUCUUUCAGUGCUGGAACAAUAUGCAAUCGAGUCGACGCAUAAAGCGAUUGAUAUGAGUAAUCAAGAAGAACGACUCGUUUAUCGACCGAAUCUCUGCGUACAAAAGACUGAUGCAUUCGGAGUAUGGACCUUCAAUUAUCUAAUCGAUUUACUGGAACUUGAUUAUCAAUGUGCAGAUGAAGACAAAAACAAGAACUUUCCCAAAAUUUGGAAAACAACAUCGGGAGCAACAGUUCAAGUGGUCAAAGACAGGAACCCUACUUCACAAAGAACAUCAUUGACGACUGCUACUACUACGACUGAAACAGCGGAAUCUGUUUCUCAAUCGGACGAUGAUGUCACUAUUUUAUGUCUUCUCAAACGUAUUUCUCUUCAAAACAAAUGCAAUGAAAACGACGCCAUUACUUGGAAGGAUGCUUUAGAAGUGGAAAACAUCACAACGGUUCAGCAUCUUCGUACUGUUGCUGGCGACAAAGAUUGCUGGGACAAAUUAUCAUCGGUGAAAUACUUUGUUAAACAAAUGAUACGUGAUUAUAUUCAAUUGCAUACUCCGUCUGUUGCAUCGAAUAGAGUCAAGGAUCCCUACAAAGAUUCAGCAGCCACUCUAUACGGGGAUAUCCAUCGUGUUCGUCGCUAUUUCCACGAUGUCACUAAGACACUCGAAUAUAUACCUUAUCUUGAUCUAGAAGCUGUUGAUUUAUCGAUUAAAGAAAUGCGUCGAACGUACGAAGAUGAUGGAAAGGUUCUUAAUACUAUUCAUGCUUAUAUGCGAACCUUUUGUUUGAAACCUGUUGUCAUUACUUCGGUUGAGCACGAUGAGAAACGUAAGAAGUGGAUGAAUGAACGUGCACGACUGCUGGAAGAUAUUAAACCGAUGCAUGAAGAACAUGCGAAACAACAUUGUGCACGUUUAAUCCAACAGCAAGAAGUUGAAUUAGCUGAACUGGGUUAUAACAAUAAGGUUGCAGAAAUAGCAAAUAUUCGAAGAGAACAAGAUGAAAUUCGCCGAAGAGUAGAUGAGAUGAGCAACUUCUCUCGAGAUCAUGCGAUACAAAAGCUUCAAAGUGAUUAUGACCGCGGAAUAACAUUGGCCAAAAAAGAGCUCGAUAAAAAACGAGAAAUUCUUGCCAAAGAAGACAGAGUAUAUGCGGAGAUAUCAAGCAAUCUUACUGAUCUUGAUAUGCAGAUUCGAGAUCUUGAUGCUUUUCUUAAACUUAAUCUCGUCGACGAACACCAAAAGUUAAAAGUCAAAUAUGGACGAGGACUGCUACUUUAUGGCCCACCAGGCACAGGUAAAUCUGAACUGUUAAAACGUGCGGCUGUUUUUGCUGGUAUUACAACAAUAACAAUUCCAUUGGCUGCGGGCGAACUAAAUCGGUCCUAUGUGGGCGAAACAGAAAAAUUACUGGUGGACAUCAUGCAUCGUUCGGAUACUAUACCUCACUUGAUAUCAGCAAUGAUCAUCGACGAAAUCGAUGGGCUCGUUCCAAAACGUGAUAAUAAUGCUCAGCAAUCGAAAGUCGACGGCAUUAGUGUUCUUCUCUCGCACAUUGAAGGUGUGAAAGAUAUUCCGAAUCUCAUUGUACUUGGCGCGACCAAUCGUCGAAAUAUGAUGGAUGAAGCGUUUCUACGUCGUAUGCAAGGGAAAUGUUUCGUAGGCCGACCAUCACCGAAAACGCGCGAAAAAAUGCUUCAACCAUUAUUGCUCAAAGAUCUGCGUAAAUGUACUAGCCGACACAUUGACUUUCUUGUUCGCAUAACAACAAAUUUUAGUGGUGCCGCUAUACAUGCACUCAGAUCGAGUAUUGUUAUUACGCUAGAUCAAUGCCAAUCAUUGGAAGCAUUUACUAAUCAUACUCUUCUGACACUAGCCGAUGCUGUGGCACGUGAAUUCAGCUGUUGGUUUGGCAUGGAAACGUUGCCAAGUAUUUUUAGGCUCUACCCGAAUAUGAACUCUAUGAACAAUCAGCAAGAGUAUUCACUCGAAUUACCCAAUCAUAUUGCUUCCGGUCGUAUUCUGGUUAAUUUAGCUGACCGAAAAUGCAUUAUCGAAUUCGCUAACGAGGAAUCAUCACUGGAAUUGCCGUUGCAUCCACAAGAAACAUCAACUCUGACACUACUUUCCCGUUUUAUCAACGGGUGUUCAAGUCGCAAUAUAGACACGAUACAAAUCAUCGAUCUCAACUUUCUUAUUAAGAAUAAUGCAUUCGAAGAAAAUCAGAUGUUUGAAUUGUUAACAACAUUAUUUCUUGGUAAGUAA
This is a messenger RNA of Rotaria socialis, 2484 nucleotides long. The record is from the annotation of a GenBank genome assembly. Lineage: Eukaryota; Metazoa; Rotifera; Eurotatoria; Philodinida; Philodinidae.